Molecule: messenger RNA, 1080 nt
Organism: Xylona heveae TC161
Lineage: Eukaryota; Fungi; Ascomycota; Xylonomycetes; Xylonales; Xylonaceae
Product: NADH-ubiquinone oxidoreductase-like protein 30.4 kDa subunit
Exons: 2
Coding region: 123-947 (274 amino acids)
Molecular function (GO): NADH dehydrogenase (ubiquinone) activity
Source: RefSeq, a predicted model, not a curated record
AAGCCAACGACACCACUGGACAAGUGGAGAAGUCUGGAGAAGUGGGGAAAGCACCGGUCAUACUCUUAUCCUUAAUGUUGAUUACCCAUUCUUUCUCAAAUUCUUGAAUUGCUUGAACAAAAAUGGCAUUGCGAAUUAACCGCUGUCGUUUUCUUCAUUCCGCUCGUGUCGGAGAAGGUCGUUUGAUCAGAGCGGGCACAGCUCGAGCAUUCACAUCAGCAUGUUUACGCAUGAAGGAUGUGGUUUCAGAGGAUAUUCCAAACUUGCGACACGCUCAGAGAUCUGCUUCUGGAAUUGUUCAUGAGCCCAUUGUUAACCCAGCCGAUAAAUAUCAAGCUCAGUCGGCCAACCUUCACAAAUACGGCCAAUAUCUGAUGUCGUGUUUGCCCAAAUAUAUUCAACAAUUCUCCGUUUGGAAGGACGAGCUCACUAUUUACAUUCCCCCUGCGGGUGUGAUUCCAGUCUUCAACUUUCUCAAAUACCACACUGCGGCCGAGUAUACACAAGUCUCUGAUAUCACGGCCGUGGACUAUCCCACUCGUGACCAGCGCUUCGAGGUUGUGUACAAUCUCCUCAGCGUCCGCCACAACUCACGUAUUCGAGUGAAAACUUACGCAGAUGAGGCUACUCCGGUCCCCAGUAUCACCGAUCUCUACGAUGGCGCCAAUUGGUAUGAAAGAGAAGUCUACGAUCUAUUCGGCGUCUUCUUUGUCGGCCAUCCGGAUCUCAGACGUAUCAUGACUGACUAUGGGUUUGACGGUCAUCCCCUGCGAAAAGACUUUCCAUUGACCGGAUACACGGAGAUCAGAUAUGAUGAAGAGAAGAAAAGAAUUGUUGUUGAGCCAUUGGAAUUGACACAGGCGUUCCGCAAUUUUGAGGGCGGUAGCAGCACAUGGGAACAGGUCGGGCCUGGUAAAGAUCGCAAGCCCGAUGAGGUUAGUCAGUAAUCCCAAUAUCGCGAUACGUCUAUACUAAUCUUGCAAUCAGUUCAAAUUGCCAACCCCAAAACCCGAAGAGAAGAAGGAAGAUCAGAAGAAAUAACAAUAUUUAGCGUCAGGGCGUAAUCACUUAGGCACAUAC